Conger conger (European conger) is the source of this 6041-nucleotide messenger RNA. RefSeq names its product CREB-regulated transcription coactivator 2-like. Gene Ontology annotation, molecular function: cAMP response element binding protein binding. Gene Ontology annotation, biological process: protein homotetramerization; positive regulation of transcription by RNA polymerase II. The coding region runs from base 13 to 2526 and encodes 837 amino acids. Lineage: Eukaryota; Metazoa; Chordata; Actinopteri; Anguilliformes; Congridae. The record is from RefSeq and is a predicted model, not a curated record. The transcript is spliced from 15 exons. Gene Ontology annotation, cellular component: nucleus; cytoplasm.
UUGCCAGUUAAGAUGUCUGCGGCGGGUACGGGUGCGGGCGGUGGCGGACCCGGACCCGGUUCGGGCGCCGGUUCCGGGGCUUGUAACCCUCGAAAGUUCAGCGAGAAGAUAGCGUUGCACACUCAGCGACAGGCAGAAGAGACGGCAGCCUUUCAAGAGGUUAUGAUGGACAUCACCUCGACUCGGAUUCAGGCUCAGAAGGUCCGUCUGUCCCAGAUCCAGGGGCCGUAUUAUGGAGGGUCCCUUCCCAAUGUCAACCAGAUCGGGAGAAACGCCCCGGACCAGGCCCAGUUCCACAGCUCCCUGGAGUCCAGUCGCUCCACCCGGCACCAUGGCCUUGUGGAGAGGGUCCACAGGGACAGGAGGUUCACCUCCCCUGUCCGUCCCUACCGGAGACAAACUGACAACUCACCCUACAGCUCUGCCUACUUGUCUCCGCCCCCUGAUCCCAGCUGGAGGAGGAACUGGUCCAGCAACUUCCCCAUGGACAAACACCAACUGGUCCACCUCCCCAUCACUGGUCUGAACAGGACGAAUUCGGACUCGGCCCUCCACACCAGUGUGAUGAACCCUCCCCCCAGGGACCUGUCCCACACACUGAACCCCCAUAACAGGCGCAGUGGCCUGGUGGAGUGCCAGGGCCAGGGCCGAAAGAUGUUCCCGUACCCCGUCCCGCCCAUUGAGGAGAACGUCCUGGACGAAGCCAGGGUGCUCAAGCCCUGGGACACCAAAAAGUUACCAAUUCUUUCAUCACGACCCAAGUCCUGUGAAGUCCCUGGAAUCAAUAUCUUCCCCUCCCCGGACCAGCCCUCCAGUGCCCCUCUCAUCCCUGUGGCUCUGAAUGCGGGGGGAUCCCUGCCGGAUCUCACCACCCUGCAGUUCCCCUCGCCCCUGCCCAACCCGCUGGACCGCGACGAGGGCCCCUACCCCUCCUCCCUCAGCGGGGCCGGCAGCACCGGCAACCUGACCAACACCCUCACCCAGCUGGGCAUCACCAGCGGCCACGGCUUCCACCUGCCAGGCCUGUGCGCGUCUCUGCAGGGGUCCUACUGCAACCCCCUGCUCCAGUCGUCUCUUAGCAACCCCAACAUCCAAUCGUCCCUCGGCAGCCACUCCUUCCCCAACUCCCUGAGCUCCGCCUCCUUGCACUCGUCGCUCAGCAACCCCUCCCUGCAGUCGCCGCUCAGCUCCUGUCCGUCACUUCAGUCGUCGCUCAGCAACCAGUCGCUGCAGUCCUCCCUCAGUAACUCCUCCCUCAGCGGCCAGUCCCUCCAAUCGGCCGCCAGCAACCCCAGCUUCGGCUCAGGCUCCUCCCCUUCCUCAUACCCCUCACUCGCCACUGGCCAGACGCAGCCGUCACUCACCUCAUCACCACGGCGACGGACCCAGCUCAGCCCCCUGGUCUUGCCGAUUGGUGGAGAGGUGCGUCGGCACCACCCUAAGCAGUUCUCUCCCACCAUCUCUCCCACGCUCACCUCCAUAACGCAGGGGGUUCCUCUGGACACCAGUAAGCCGGCCUAUCCCUACAAUCAGCCCCAGACGGGUCCUCCACUAUCCCAUCAGCCCGUGCAGCAGUCCGGCCAACAGCAACAUCAACACCAGCAACAGCACUUGCAGCAUCAACAACAACAACAACAACAACAGCAACAGCAACAACAUCAUCACCAGCAGCAGCAGCACCUACAGCAUCAACAUCAACAUCUCCAACAACAACAACAACAACAUCACCAGCAACAGCCGCUACAACACCAUCAGCAGCAACAUCAACAACACAUACAACAGCAACAGAUGCAACAGCAGCAGCAGCAACAACAUCAUCACCAGCAACAGCAACAAUUGCAACAGCAACAAUUACAACAAUUACAACAAUUACAACAGCAACAGCAACAUCACGCGCAGCAGCACCAGUCCCAGCAGCCUGGGCAGACUCAGCUGCAGUGCUCACUGCAGGAGGACCGCCAGCAGAGGGCGCUGGCGCCCACAGGCCCGCCGCAGCCUGACCUGAGCCUGUACAACGACUCCAUACUGGGCUUCCUGGAGGACCCCUGCCUACAGGUGCCGCCCAGCCAGAACCACGGCGUCGCCCAGCAGCUGGGACACUUCAACAUGGACGGCCACACCUUCAACCACAGCCAGGGGACCCAGAGCCUGGGUGGUCUGGGGACCGAGGGGCCCUACCCUGGCGACCGGGGGCCCCUGGAGACCCAGCAUCCCAUGGACCCGCAGCUCCUCAACAAGCAGAACCUGAACCUGAACCAGAACCAGAACCAGGGCUAUGGCAGUGGGGACGGCUGCCCCGGUCUCCCCAACAUCAUCCUGACGGGGGACCCCUCGGCCGGGCUGUCGAAGGAGAUCGCCAACGUGCUGUCGGGGAUGCCGGGGUUCGAGGUGGACGCAUUCGGCCUGGACAGCCCCCUGCGCAUGGACCCCCUGGCCCUGGAGGGGCUGAGCAUGCUGGCCGAGGGGGACCUGAUGCUCCCUGACGCGGCCGUGGAGGACUCCUUCCGCUCCGACCGCCUGCAGUGACUCCCAGAGGGACGGGGCCUGGGUGGAGGGGCGGGGCCAUGGGGGGGCUGAAUCCUGCACUGAAAAUCGGCCUACGAUCAACCAAUAAGAGCGCUCGCUGUGGUACGGUGACGUGGCCGGGCACGGUGACGUACGGUAUUGUUCUUCCCCGAAAUCUUCUGAAACCAAAUCGCACUGAAGCUGUGUUCUGUCAUCAAAAUAGUUGUCGGGUCGGGACGGGCUGGGUCACGGUGCUGGUGCUCUGGGCCGUUCAGCUCUGACCCAUUCAUGGGUUCCUGCUUUCUGGACCCCGCCCCCUUCCUCAGUCUGUGUGCUUAUAUUAACACCCCCGUGUGCUUUUUGUGGAUUAAUUGUGCAUCCACCGUUACCAUGGUGCCCCAGUGUGGAACUCUGCCCUGCUUCGAGAGGGCGGAUCAUUGGUCACGUCCCUGUGACUGACAGCCGUCGCACAAGAAACAGGAAUAAGCCCCGCCCCUUUUCGCCGCCCAUCCUAAAACGCAGAUGGUUUCCCUGGUUUCUGUCUCUCCGACGGUCUUCCUGUCACUCAUGUUGCAACCACCAAUAGUGAUUCCUCCUUUUGUUGAAGCUCCAAUCACCGUCAAGCUAUGCAAGAAGCUCCGCCUACCCCCCCUCCUCUGUUUAUUUCAUGGAAGCUUUUGUACUUUGCAGAAAUGGCGAGAAAUGUUUAGGCUGAAACUUAAGAAUGUUAAUCAAAAACAAAAAACAAAAAAAAACCCUUACAGAAAUGGAAUAUACUGAAAAUAUAUAAAUAUAAAAUAUCUUUCAAAAACACAUCUUCAUUAUGAUUUGUAUAUAAAAGUACACAAAUCAUGGCCACUUUCAGAUACUGUAAGAUAUGUAUAUAAUAUUUUAAUACACUGCCCUGAAAUAUAUUUAUAAUUGUAAAUUUGAAAAGAAUCAAGCAUAUAUUUACAGUAUAUUGCAGUAUGGUCCAUUUCUGUGAGAGUGGGAAAGCAUUUUACUGAUGGUUUAUGAACCACAAAAGUGGGAGGGGCAUCAGAGAGUCAAUUUGAAACAAUCUUUGGAUCUCUGCGUCAUAUGGGCUGCUUUGAUUGGUUCAUACGAGUCAGUGUGUUUCCUGGUGGUAAUAAACCUGGAAUAGGACGUCUGUAUUGUCACCCGCCUAGAAACCAUAGAGGAGCGCCAAUCACAGUACAUGUUGGUAAUAACAGGUGAUCGGUGGAUUCCGUUUGCUCCCUUUAUCCAGGAAGUGUAGACAGGAAGUCGCCGCCAGUCGCUGCCGGGGUUAUUCCGUUUCAUCUUAUGAACGUGCCCCAUGAUUGGUGGAGAAGUCCCCUCUGGUUUCUAUGUGAAAAGUGACAGCCCUGACUUCCUGUCCAUAUGGUAACCAUGGAGAUGUGGUAGCCCCUUACCCUUCGGGGUUCGUGACGCUUGGCUCUCCCGGUGGUUUCUUGUCAGUGAGUGACGUUGGCUUAUCGCUGCCAUGGUGACCAUCUUCCUCUUCCUCUUCCGCCGAUAGCUGUGUAACUCCUCCUUGCUGGAGGACAAACACAGGGAUGCUCGAGUCUGCCCCCUGCAGGUCAGUGUCCGUACUGCUGGUUUUCAUUCCUCCUCAUUGCAGUUAUUUUAUCCAACGCGACGUACAGGUGAUAUGACUAAGCAGAGGCCAAUCCUCCCUGGAGGAUAUUGGGGAUAAGUUGCGCUGAUCUUAUCGUGGCUACACCGGGGCUUGAACCACCAACCUUCUGGGUCCCAGUCAAGCACCUUAGCCACUAGGCUGUUCCCAUCAGGGACACAACCUGGGGUACCAGGUGAGGGAGACCUGGCCAAUCAGUGACAUUCAUCAACCAUUCCACCAAUUACCUGUCGGGAAGAAAAAGAAACCAGCAGUACUGAAUUUACGAGUAUCACUGAUGUGUAAAGCAUAACUGUAGUAUAUUUUUCUGCAUCGAAGCGAAAUUAUUUGCUGUAACAAUUAGAAAAAAUUAGAUUUUAUUUUCUAACAAAGAGUUUUGACAAAUAUUUUAUAGUUUUGUGCUGAUUUUGUAAUGUAACACAGGAAGAAGAGCCUAAUAGCUUUAGGGGGGGAGCAGGGCUGAGGUUUUGUGACCAAGUGCAUUGGAUGUUUUUAUGUUUAUUUGUUGAGACUGCGGCAGGCACACGCGCUUGGCGAAGUCCGUGCGUCUUCACACCCCCGUCCAAUCAGAAACGGCGAGACCAUCAGUGACAGGGUGGCGUCUCGCCUGUGACGUCACGCGGUGGCCUUCCUCCCUGUCCGAUUUAUCUCCCACCUGACCAUGGGAAUCCCAGAUACCCGGCCCUGCGCGUUGCCCAUAGCAACUCCUAACCGGCGCCUUGUGAAAAAUUAUCAUGUCGGUCUAAUCUGUAGUGUGCAAAACAUUACGGGCACCGGAGCGAUUAAUAGUUGUUAGUUCUUGUUUGCUUCCCCAGCUAUGCACCUCUGUAAUACCUACUGUGUAGGUCAAGCGCCCCCUUGAGGAAGGUAGUCUGAAGUGUUCCUGCAGCACCUGUUGGCCCCAGGCCUGUCUUGUCUGUCUGCCAGCUGGACUGCAGAUGUUCUUGAGUUGAUUGGAGUGAAACUCGGGUGGAGUGAGUACCUGUGAGACCGAGAAGGUGAAAGAGACGAGGCAGAAUGCCUAGAGCCGGGAUCAUCAACUCACCGUCCUCCAGGGCCGAGACCUGCUGCUUUUCCACCCUCCCUUUACCUGGGAGUCAGGUGUGUUCACCCUCCCUUUAUCUGGGAGUCGGGUGUGUUCACCCUCCCUUUACCUGGGAGUCAGGUGUGUUCACCCUCCCUUUACCUGGGAGUCAGGUGUGUUCACCCUCCCUUUACCUGGGAGUCAGGUGUGUUCACCCUCCCUUUACCUGGGAGUCAGGUGUGUUCACCAUCCCUUUAUCUGGGAGUCAGGUCCUGGCCAAUCAGCAGCGCUCAUUGUUUAGCUAAUUAUCUGAGAGAAAAGAAAGCCAGGGCCGGAUUUGGAUUGGAGGCUUUUACUCAGCAUUUUUCAGUUGCAGCCAGAGCUGUAAAAAAAAAAAAGGUUCAGAAAGUAAAAAUCCUCCCUGGUAUUUUGAUCCAAUCAGCUGCAUUUGCUAAUUGGCACAAUUUUUCAGCCAGGAGGUAGAACUAAUUGGUUGAAAUCAGGUGAAAUUGGUGAGUUCAAUGGUGGGGAAAAAAAAACAAAACAGGGCAGGACAUUUACUGUCUGACACCUGACCUUUCACCUCUGGUCCCAGCAUCGGGCAGGUCAGGGCCGGACACUCGGUUGCCGUGGGAACGUAACGGUGAAGGCGGACGGUUCUGGCCAGAUUAAAAAGUGACAUGUAAUCUUCAUUUAAUCUUCGUUGUCCAAUCAGGGCUUUUUAACUCAGAGCCAGGGGUAACGGAGCCCAGUGCAGACCCCACAAACAGACGUGGCGUGUGACGCUGUGACCUUUGAACUCUGUUCAUGUUUCCUCAUUCACCACGAACAAAGAUUUCUCAUUAAAAAAAAAAAGCAAAAAAAAAAAAAAAA